Mirounga angustirostris (Northern elephant seal) is the source of this 1950-nucleotide messenger RNA. It is a transcript of the gene CD180, whose product is annotated as CD180 molecule. Gene Ontology annotation, molecular function: protein binding. The transcript is spliced from 3 exons. Gene Ontology annotation, biological process: cellular response to lipopolysaccharide; positive regulation of lipopolysaccharide-mediated signaling pathway; B cell proliferation involved in immune response. Gene Ontology annotation, cellular component: extracellular matrix. Lineage: Eukaryota; Metazoa; Chordata; Mammalia; Carnivora; Phocidae. Bases 1 to 1950 code for a protein of 649 amino acids. The record is from RefSeq and is a predicted model, not a curated record.
AUGCUUUCUGCAGGUUGUAAAGCCAUCACCUCCUCGGAGCGGAUGUGCACUGAGAAAGAAGCCAAUAACACAUAUAACUGUGAAAAUUUAGGUCUCACAGAAGUUCCCAACACGCUACCAAAUACAACAGAAUUUUUGGAAUUUGGUUUUAAUUUCUUGCCUACACUUGAAAAUACAACUUUCAGCAGACUCAUAGAUCUUAUCUUCUUGGACUUAACCAGGUGCCAGAUCAACUGGGUACAUGAAGACACUUUUCAAAACCAUCAUCAAUUGAACACAAUUGUGUUGACUGGAAAUCCCCUGAUAUUCAUGGCAGAAACAUCUCUUAAUGGGCCCAAGUCGCUGAAGCAUCUUUUCUUAAUCCAAACAGGAAUAUCCAAUCUUGAGUUUAUCCCAAUGCACAACCUGGAAAACUUGGAAAGCUUGCAUCUAGGAAGCAACCAUAUUUCCUCCAUUAAGUUCCCAGAAAACUUCCCAACCCAGAAUCUGAAAGUUCUGGAUUUUCAGAAUAAUGCUAUACACUACCUCUCUAGUGAAGACAUGCAUGUUCUGGAGCAGGCCACCAACCUAAGCCUUAAUUUCAAUGGCAAUGACAUUAAAGGCAUCGAGCCUGGAGCUUUCCAUUCAAACAUCUUCCAAAGUUUGAAAUUUGGAGGGACUCUUAACUUGUCUGUUGUAUUAAAAGGUCUACAGAACUCUACUACUCAGUCUCUCUGGCUGGGGUCAUAUGAAGACACUGAUGACCAAGACCUUACGUCAGCCAUGUUUGAUGGACUUUGUGAAAUAUCUGUUGAAAGCAUCAAUCUACAGAAGCACUAUAUCUCUGAUAUCUCAUCUGCCACAUUUCGGUGCUUCACUCAACUCCAGGAAUUGGAUCUGACGGCAAAUCACUUAAAUGAGUUACCCUCUGGGAUUGAGGGGAUGGAGGCUCUCAAGAAAUUAGUUCUCAAUGUAAAUCAUUUUGACCAAUUGUGUCAAAUCAAUGCUGCCAGUUUUCCAUCCCUUACAGACCUCUCCGUCAAAGGCAACAUAAGGAAACUUGACCUCGGUGCUGGGUGUUUGGAAAAACUAGAAAAUCUUCAGAAACUUGAUUUAAGCCACAGUGAUAUAGAGGCUUCUGACUGCUGCAAUCUUCAGCUCAAAAACCUGGCCCUCUUACAAUACCUAAACCUGAGCUACAAUGAGCCUCUUGGUCUCCAGAGUCAGGCGUUCAAAGAAUGUCCUCGGCUAGAAGGUCUAGAUUUGGCAUUUACCCACUUGUACAUUAAGGGUCCACAAAGUCCUUUCCAAAACCUCUAUCACCUACAGGUUCUGAAUCUUUCUCACUGUCUCCUGGAUACUAGCAAUCAGCACUUUCUAACAGGCCUGGUGGGUCUCCGCCAUCUAAAUUUACAGGGGAAUCACUUUCAAGAUAGGAGUAUCUCAAAGACCAACCUACUUCAGACCUUGAGCAGCUUGGAGAUUCUUAUUUUAUCCUCCUGUGACCUCCUCUCCAUAGACAAGCAAGCAUUCCAGAGCCUUAGCAAAUUGAGUCUUGUUGACUUAAGCUACAACAGCCUGACGGGCAAUAGCAUUGAUGCUCUGAGUCAUCUUCAGGGAAUCUACCUCAAUAUGGCCGCCAAUGACAUCCACAUCGUCCCAUCUCAUCUCCUCCCCACCUUGUCCCAGCAGAGCACCAUUAAUUUAAGUCACAAUCCCCUGGACUGCACUUGUUCGAAUAUUCAUUUUAUAACAUGGUACAAAGAAAACCUGCAGAAAUUUGAGGGCUCAGAGGACACCAAGUGUGCGACCCCCCCAUCUUUAAGAGGAGCUAAGCUGUCUGAUGUCAAACUGUCUUGUGGGAUUACGGCCAUGGGCAUUUUCUUUCUUGUAGUAUUUUUAUUCUUGGUUGCCAGUCUGCUCAUUUUUUUAGUUAAAUUCCUUCUGAGGUGGAAAUACCAACACAUUUAA